Messenger RNA from Dreissena polymorpha, 996 nucleotides. Its product is annotated as cerebellin-3-like. The transcript is spliced from 2 exons. Gene Ontology annotation, molecular function: protein binding. The coding region runs from base 410 to 925 and encodes 171 amino acids. The record is from RefSeq and is a predicted model, not a curated record. NCBI's taxonomy places the organism in Eukaryota, Metazoa, Mollusca, Bivalvia, Myida, Dreissenidae.
AAAUGAAGGGUAAUGUGAUAGGUUGUGCCGUUUGCAUCUUAUUUGCAAUUGUAUAUAUUGAAACCGCAACUGAUCAGGAGUUCCAAGCGUUAUUGAUCAGGUUUUCUGUGCUGGAAGAAAAACAAGCUAUUUCCGAUAAACGAAUUGGUGCUCUCGAAAAAGAAAUUGUGUCGUCCGAGAAAAGAAUUGCUGAUCUAGAAGCAUACACGACACUGUCUGAGAGAAGAGUUACUAUGCUCAAAAGGGAAAAUGUACGAUCUAACCACAGAAUUGAUGCACUUGAAAAAAUCAACCAGCUUUAUUUGAAUACAAUAAUUGCGCUUGAGAAGUCUCUGUCUGACAAAACACUUGUAGCGGGGAAAGAGGCAAAACACCGUCUGACAGAAAUAUCGACACGUCCGAAAAGAUCAUGAGGGUGCAUGAAAAAGGAAUCGAUACGUUUGAAAAGGAUAUUAACUUGUCUGUUAACAAGAACGUUCAUGAUGAAAGAAAAGCUGCUUUGUUUGAAAAGAAACUCCGCUCAACUGCUCUACAGCCAGUUGUUGCUUUUUCUGCAAUGAAAAACGCCCCCCAAGAACAUGUCGGUCUUAAUCAGAACAUCAUCUUUGACAAAGUCAUUACAAACGAAGGAGGCGGAUACGAUGCCUUACACGGCGUCUUCAUAGCCCCACAAUCCGGCUAUUACGUAUUUUCAUCUACAGCUUUGACCACCGUUAACGGAGAGAUACAUACCGCUAUGGUUCACAACGCAAACAUCAUUGCAUACAUCUACGGUCAUGGUGACAAUGGAAGGCACGACCAAGGAAGUCAGACUGUUGUUACGUGGCUGAAUGUUGGCGAUGAAGUAGAUGUUCAAAAUAAAGACUACACAGAUACCAGUAUUUUUGGAUCUCUGUAUUCGUCCUUCAGUGGCUAUUUAUUUUGACCACAGUUAAAUGUCCCCUGUCUAUAAUGACAAAACCAGAAAUAUUUUCUUAUUUAUUGACAUUUAUUUCU